Molecule: messenger RNA, 1902 nt
Organism: Laccaria bicolor S238N-H82
Lineage: Eukaryota; Fungi; Basidiomycota; Agaricomycetes; Agaricales; Hydnangiaceae
Product: transketolase
Exons: 15
Coding region: 1-1902 (633 amino acids)
Molecular function (GO): catalytic activity
Source: RefSeq, a predicted model, not a curated record
AUGUCCCCAGAUACAUUUGCCAUUGAUCUCAAGCAGUUCAAAAAACUAGCAUUGGACCCAACCAAACCGAAACUAUCAGCAGAGGAGAAAGCUACGCUACAAGCCAACAUCCAACUACUUCGUGAUGUCAUCGUGUAUUUCACAGCGACUGGCGCAGCGAGAGGUGUUAGCGGCCACACCGGUGGAGCAUACGAUACCGUACCCGAAGUCUGCAUGUUGUUAGCUAUCUUCGAGCACUCUGACAAGUUCGUGCCCAUCAUCUUUGACGAAGCUGGUCACCGAGUUGCGACCCAGUAUCUCCUUGCCGCAAUGGAGGGUUCUCUUCCCGCAGAGCAUCUCUUGCACUAUCGGCAAGCCCAUGCGAAGCUUCCAGGUCACCCUGAGUUGGGUCUGACUCCCGGCGUAAAGUUCUCGUCUGGUCGUCUGGGGCAUAUGUGGUCCUUGGUCAAUGGUGUGGCUCUCGCCAAUCGUGGCAAGACCGUGUUUUGUCUGGGCUCCGACGGCUCGCAGCAGGAAGGCAACGAUGCAGAAGCAGCAAGAAUUGCGGUCGCGCAGAAGCUUAAUGUGAAGAUUAUCGUUGACGACAACGACGUCACUAUCUCUGGCCAUCCUUCACAGUACCUUCCGGGGUUCAGUGUCGCUAAGACGCUCACGGGCCACGGCCUCAAGGUAUUCCCUGUCCAAGGAGAGGACAUUGACAGUCUAUGGGGAGCCAUUAGCGGUGCAGUUACUCAUGAUGGACCUGCAGCUGUCGUCUCUAAGCGUGUCAUGGCUAUCGGCAUACCCGACAUCGAAGGCUCCAUAGACGCUCAUGAUGUCAUCCCAGUCAAAUCGGCGAAGAAGUACCUAGCUGCGAGAGGGUACUCUAACCUCGCAGGCGUUUACGACGACAUCAAACCUGUACCAAAUCCUUAUCUUUUCAUCGGGUCCACGAAAGAGCUGGGCGCGAAUCGCGUUGUGUUUGGAGAGGCAGUCAGUAUGGUUUUGGAUACCCUGAGUAAAGAGGAGGCAGUAGCAAAAGUUUUGGUGAUUGAUAGUGAUCUUGAAGGAUCGACCGGAUUGAAGGGGAUUCAUCAGAAACAUCCCGAGGUGUUCAUUUCUUCUGGGAUCAUGGAACGCAGCAACUUUUCCGCAGCUGCCGGGUUUGGAUUUGCCCCAGACAAGUUUGGCGUUUUCUCUACGUUCUCCGCGUUCUUGGAGAUGGUGAUAUCUGAGAUUACCAUGGCUCGUUUGAAUAACUGCAAUGUGCUCUCUCACUUUUCUCAUGCUGGAGUCGAUGAGAUGGCUGAUAAUACAUGUCACUUCGGUGUAAACAACAUGUUCGCAGACAACGGCCUCUCCGACGUCCAAUCCUUCCUAUACUUCCCCGCGGACGCCGCUCAAAUGAUCGCCAUAGUAAAGACAGUCUUCUUCAACCGAGGUCUCCGCUUCGUCUUCUCAACACGCUCCAAAGUCCCUUGGAUCUUGAAGGAAGACGGAACGAGGUUCUUUGAAGGCGAUUACAAGUUCGUUCCGGGCAAGGAUGACGUUAUCGUCGAGGGCAAGGCUGGCUACGUCGUUUCGUUUGGGGAGAUGCUUUAUAGAUCUUGGGAUGCUGUGUUGAGGUGCAGGGAGCGUGGCCUUGAUGUUGGUUUGAUUAAUAAGGCUUGUUUGAAUGUCGUCGAUGAGCAGAGUAUCAUGAAGAUUGGGCAAAGUCCCUUCGUUCUGGUCGUUGAGUCUCUCAAUCAGAAGACUGGGCUCGGGUCUAAGUUUGGAACGUGGUUGUUGGAACGUCAGUUGACACCAAGGUAUGGAUACAUGGGUAGCACGAAAGAAGGAUGCGGAGGGUUAUGGGAACAGAUUCCGUAUCAGGGUCUUGACCCUCAAUCUAUCAUAUUGAAGAUCAAGCAGCUUUCUCAAUAG